Molecule: messenger RNA, 2492 nt
Organism: Odontomachus brunneus
Lineage: Eukaryota; Metazoa; Arthropoda; Insecta; Hymenoptera; Formicidae
Product: CUE domain-containing protein 1
Exons: 5
Coding region: 368-1075 (235 amino acids)
Molecular function (GO): ubiquitin binding
Source: RefSeq, a predicted model, not a curated record
AGAAAGCGCGAGUCUCUAGCGUGCACAGCGAUCAUUUUCAAAGGUCAAGUCACUAAGCGGCGCCGAGUCAGACGAAGUUGCCGCAGCUCUUGUAAUUUGACAGCUGACAACUCCACUGGGGCUCUAGGCCUCAGAUACAAUGACGUAGGCCAACCACCGGCUCGUAUUCCGAACAGAUCGCACACACAUACACAAAAUAUCACACACUUUAUCAAUUGACGGCCCGGGAAAAAUGAUACUGUGCUAAUUACCUUUUGACGCACGAACCAAAGGAUAACUCAACACGAUGCGAAUUUGGCAUGGAUAGUGUUCUCGUGGCCGUCACUUCUUGAAGACUGUACAGACGUUGUCUCGAAAAAGCUACAUUAUGGCUUCUGCUACGGAGCAGCAGCAGCAGCAACAGACCACCCUGGAGUUUUAUCAGGCGAUGGCUGACUUCAAAAACAUGUUUCCACAGAUGGACGAUGAUGUGAUAGAGGCUGUGCUGAGAUCCAAUCAGGGAGCUGUGGACACCACAAUCGAUCAGUUGCUCACUAUGAGCACUGAUAACGAGAAUGAGAAGAUCAGGAGUGAGCUGGAACAGAAGGAGGAACUUCCUAACGCGACCAAAUCACCCAAAAAGGACUCUAGUAAAUCGUUAAAAAAUAUUCACAAGUGGCAACCCCCGUUGUUGGGACCAUUGCCGGACACCUUUCUAAGACUUCCCCAGCAAACAUCUGAUGAUACCUUCGACCUGGCAUAUCCACAGGAAAACUCUAUGAUGGAGGACGAGAGAAUCGCCAUGUUUCUUCAGAACGAGGAAUUCAUGGCUGAACUUCGUUGGAACGAAGAUUUCUUGUCCACGUUAGAGCAUGACUCGAAACUGGAGAAAUGCGGCGGUCAGACUGGUCAUGAUGACGAGGAUCUGUUUAAAGAAAGACUGAGAAAUAUGGGCAAAAUGUCUCGACGUAAGUUCGCGCAGCUUACGAAAGUAUUCACUCGCAGUAAAAAACGUGGCGGCAGGCAAUUGCUGCCGCCGACGGCUUCCUGCGACGAUCUCUUGGAUCCGGAGGAGUCAUCCAGACCUCAAUCCUAAGGUGAGGCACUCGUACCCACGAUCUGGUAGGAACACCCGUCUCACCUCGUCGGGGAGAUCGGAACUCGGUGAACAAAGCUUAAUGUAACUUAGAUGUCACGUCGGAAACAAGCAUAUCUAUGUCGUAACGCGACAGACGCGAUAGUCGCGCGUGGAAUCGUACGGGAUAUAAAUUAAUUAGCGAUUUAGGUUUGUGGUUCACGCAACAGUCCGGUGAUUAGCUGCACGAAGAUAACGAAAUCGCAAGGCUGAGAAUGAUCUUGUUACAUUACGGUGAGCAAAUUAGAAUACACGAUGGAGGGAGAGAAGAGAGUGGACAACAAGAUGUUUGAUUGAAUUGUGAAGAUUAUCAAAACAUUCGAUAUAUUGACGGAUACCACGUAGAAUUAUAGCGCGUUAAUCGAUAUUGAUGUAUUUCCCGGUAAGAUAGAGGGAUUUGUUUCAAUUUCGACGAGUUUGAUGUGAUAUUGUUUCGAUAGAUUUAAUAUUUUGUUGUGGCGUGUUUCUACGUUGUUUGCGAUUACUUGUGACCACUUGGAUCCGGUACGCGGCGAUCGCGUGCAUCAAGACUGGAGAGCGCGAGGGAGCUCUUAUGAGAAUCUCAUGAGACGAUUUUUACUGCGAAGUGCGUGCCUGCAUUCGCUUUGUUUGUUUUUAUUCGUUAGCAUAUGCGUAGAACUACGAGAGUAGUUGAUCGUGUUGUAUAUAUAUGUCUGUGUCUAUUGUACGCCAAUAGUGCGUUAAUGUUAUUAGGGAGGAUGAGUUUAUCGGAAAUUUAGAUGACGCAACGUCGAUUUAGAGUCGGAUCGGUCCUUUCGAGAGGUCGAACUUUUCGGAAGGUAGAGACGUCAUUUCUUCGAAAUGACAUCGAUUUGUUGAGAAAAAAGAAAAACAAAAAGUGGAUGAAAGCUCACAUCACAUUCCUAAGAAAGUUGUGUCACUCUUACAAUUUAUCAACGUUCUGUGGAAUAUUUCUGUGCUAUUUUGAUGACUUUUACUUGAUAAAAUCAGCUUCAUCGUACGGUAAAAAUCGUCAACUUGAAUACGAUUUCCGAGCGAGUCACUCUCUCGAUCGAGUGAUUCGCUCUGAAGCUCGAAGCGCCACAGAACGUUCAAAUACCACGCUCCUUCGUCCAUUCGAUUCCUUCGAUUCUGCGGUUGCGAUCAUACAUAUACACACACACAUACACACACGGUGCGGUAAUAACAUCUGUUGCACACGCCCACCUUUUUAGACAUAAUAGAUCCUAGUCACUUUGUCUAGCCAUUAUUUAUUGAACAGGAAUCUGAUAUUGUAACGAUAUAUUGUGGAUGUAGAAAAUUAUUUAUAAAAAUGACCAUAGUCUAAGUCAUUUACAGAUACAACAUGUGCUACGACGGACACAUAUGUACGAGAAUAAAUGGAAGAGAAGCCGGA